GAUAAAAAACAGAUGUUUUUUUCCUUCCCCGGUGCGGUGUUUUGGCAAAAGUUAAUUUAAUUUUAUACACUAAAAACAAUGAAUUCCAUUUGGUGUAGUGGCUCAAUUAUGUAAUAUUUAUUUAGUAUAAGUUGUGUUGAUAACCAUUUAUUGUUUGUUUUCACUUCAACAAUGUUCCCAACAAAUCAUAAAACAAUAUUUGUUUUGGAUCACACUCCUUACUUUGGGAUUUCUUCGGACUUUCCUAUAGACUUCGAUACAUCAAAGAGCCGCGGUCCUGGCUAUGUGCCUUUGCCGCCAGUUUGCAAGUCCUUGUGGACUUGUAGCGUAGAGGCUGCCGUUGAAUACUGUAGAAUAGUUUGGGAUUUAUUUCCUGAAGGGAAACUGGUACGAUUUGUUGUUAGUGAUUCUGCAGCUCAUAUUUUAAACACAUGGGCUGUAACACAGCAAAAUCUAACACAUAUUCUAAAUGGAUUAUGCCUAGUGGGUCCUGUGAGGCGCGGCGCUGGUGGAGACGUGGUAGGCUUGUGUGCCGCCAUAGAGGCUUUGGCUGAGCCCUCUCCUACGCAAGCUGCUCAGCCAGCUGCCGAGAGACUGUUACAGAAUCGGGGAAGAAUAAUAUGCAUAACAAGUGCUAGAGAUGAUGACUCCAUAAGAAGUUUAGCAGGCAUAGCGAUGAACACACUCAUACAGCAAAACAAAAAGGCUACUAUGCCUCAGCCUUCCAAUAGCCCUGAAGCAACAGCUGCUCCUACAUCUCUAGUGGUUCAUUACUGUCACCUAGUGAUCAUAAAUGUCACACCAGAGAAGGCAGACACGAGAGUCAACAACCAAUCACUGACUGAGAUGGGAGGUGGUCUUAUGGGUGUAGAAGUGAUAGUGUCCAGGGCCAGUAAUCUAGCUAAUCUGUUAGGCCGUUUGGUACUGCCACACUAUAGGCUAGCAACCACCACGGUCACUGGUAUUCCUAUGAAGGAAGAACAAAAUGCAAGCUCCAGUGCAAACUAUGACGUAGAGAUAAUUCACUCGUCAGACGCUCACACAGGCUUGAGGGCUUCCCAAACAGCUGCUGAAGCAUCGGAAUCUGUGGUGCUCCGCUGGUGGACCCCCCGGGGGGCCGAGGGCGGCGCCGGCAGCUGCAGCGGGCCGCUGUGGCACGUGACGCCCGCCGACGUGGCGUCGCGGCCGUCCGCCUGCCUGGUCAACUUCCUGCUCAACGGCCGCUCCGUCACGCUCGAGGUGCCCAGGUCCGUAGGGCUCCGCUGGACCCCCCGGGGGGCCGAAGGCGGCGCUGGCAGCUGCAGCGGGCCGCUGUGGCGCGUGACGCCCGCCGACGUGGCGUCGCGGCCGUCCGCCUGCCUGGUCAACUUCCUGCUCAACGGCCGCUCCGUCACGCUCGAGGUGCCCAGUCGCAAAGGCGGGGGCAGGUCAGCCUCCCACGUGUUGGCAGCGCAGGGCGGCGAGCUGUGGAUCGGCGCGCUGGGCGGCCGCACGCCCUACGACGACCCGCCCGCCCUGUCCGAAGGCGCGGGCGGGAGGGUCACCGACUACAGAAUAAAAGAAUUCGGCGCGCUAAUGCAACAGAACCGGCUCGCUCCGUUACGCGGCGCGGGCGCCAACGGGCGGUCGCGUGCGCGUCUUCAAAGGCACACCACGUACUGGCCGCUUACCAUAUCAUCCACGCUUAUAUUCAACCUGGGAUCGACCAUGGAGCCGUUAACAAGGCUGGUGGUUCAAGAGUCCCUGACUGACGACGAGGUGGACACGUGUCGAGGCGUGCUGGUCAAUCUAUUGGGCAUGGAGUCAAGGCAUGAGUUCCCUUCUGCACAGUUGCCUUCCAAUAUGAGAGGCAAAUCCAGCGGGCGCCGCGAAGAGCAAUGGCGGCAAGUAUGGAGCGAGUUGGAAGCGCUAUUGCGCGCGCAUUCCGCGUCGUCCGCGCAUCGCGCGUUACUACGAGUGCUGCUAGAGUGCCGCGCCCACAACAACCACGCAUCCGACAGCGAGUCUCGGGCGACUGUCAUUCGUGCGACAACAGAUUCUCCUCUGUCGCCAGUGGGUGCGGGCAACGGGUCCAACGCGGGUGACGUUUGGGCCCCCCGGAAUGUUCUCGACGCGCUACUGGGCGGGCCGAGGCCCUCACGUCGGCCUGACUUCGCGGGUAGAAUGGCGGCCGGCAACAGAAUCGCGACUCUCUACCCUCAGUUGCAGCAAGACGUCGAGGCCCAACAUUAGACUACCUUCCGAAGCAGACUUCUUCGUAUAUAGAUCGUGCCAUCCACAAAGACAUGCCCCACCAAUUUUUGGUCGAGAGAAGCGUGGGGUGCGGGGAAUUUGAUCCGAGCAAUCCGAGCGAUAUUAUUGUAGUGUGCGUGUGCACUCAUGGAUAAUUUAGCGUGUACGUGUACCGAUAACACUCAAACAUUAACGAAAGAAGGGUGGGGCGCGUCUUCGUGGAUGGCACGAUCUAUACUUUACUCCAUAAAUGCAAAGAGUUCUAAGUAUACUAAUAGACAGCUUAGGUGGUGAGAUUAUAGUAAGAUUUAUUGGUCAAAGAACUACGGUCAAAUCUACAAGUCAAUAGUCGAUUGUGAGCGAGUGACAACAUACAGGGUGGAAACGUUAAGUGAUCUCACUCGAUUAUUUCUAAACUAUACA
Messenger RNA from Ostrinia nubilalis (European corn borer), 2655 nucleotides. RefSeq names its product protein asunder (gene asun). Gene Ontology annotation, cellular component: integrator complex. NCBI's taxonomy places the organism in Eukaryota, Metazoa, Arthropoda, Insecta, Lepidoptera, Crambidae. Gene Ontology annotation, biological process: centrosome localization; regulation of mitotic cell cycle. The record is from RefSeq and is a predicted model, not a curated record. The transcript is spliced from 14 exons. Bases 172 to 2232 code for a protein of 686 amino acids.